AUGCUGUCUAGUCAUCAACAAAUAUAUUUUUUACCUAAUUUAAUUAAUUAUUUAAUUAUUUUAUUAUUUAUUUUAAUGUUAUUUUCUUUCCAAAUUUCUCAAAAAAUAAUUUUUGUAAAUUCUCAACAAAAUAUUUCAUCCUCAAAUAAUUUUUUAUCUUCAACAACAGAAAAUUUAAUUUUAAACGAAAUAUUUAAUAAUAAUUUUAAAUUAAAAAAAGAACAAAAUAAAUGGAAAAGAUUUAGAAGAAGAAAUGAAAAAAUAAGAGGAAGGAAACGAAGAUUUUUUGGUGUAAUAAAUUCUGAUGAUGAUGAGGAUUAUCAGCAACAACAAGAUCCCAAUUUAUCCACCAAAUCAGAAAAAAGACGGGAAGAGACUGAAACAGAAUUGGAAAAUGAAUUAAUGGCCGAAUUUGUUCGAGUUUCACUCAAACAAGAAAAUGAUUUUAAUGUUCGAUUCCGCAAAAAAACUUUUACAAUGACACAACCAUUUGAAUGUUAUUCUUGUAUGUCUUCCAGUUAUCAGGCAAAAUGGGGAUUUUUGAAAGAAAUGUAUUUUGCCCCAAAAAUGUUUGCCGAUGCCUGUGAUGCUCCAAUUCCUCGAAAAGGCCUUAUACCGACUGUUUUAUGUGCCUCAUUUUGUGUAUCAAUGUUAGAGCCGAGUGUUUUUGUUGGUUUUAAAUAUAUUCGUGGAUGUGGGGAUUUAAUUCUUCGACACGGAUUUAAUAAAACGGCUAUACAAAUACACAGAUUUGCACAAGUAGAUAAAUGCCGUCAAUUACCCCGCGCCCAUUUAUUUAAUCAGCCAAGGCAAUUAGAAGUGGCAGUUACAGGAAAUUUACAAUUAUGUACUUGUUAUGGUGAAAGAUGUAAUGGAGGGUCUUCCUCUGUUUUAAAAAGAGGAAAAAACUUGAAAUUUUUAAUUUUAUUUUCUUUAAUUAUUUUAUUUUUAAUUUCUAAAUAUUUAAGGAUUUAA
Messenger RNA from Meloidogyne enterolobii, 975 nucleotides. Lineage: Eukaryota; Metazoa; Nematoda; Chromadorea; Rhabditida; Meloidogynidae. The record is from the annotation of a GenBank genome assembly.